UAUUUUUGGCAAUUAAAUAACAAGCCAGGGUUUUGGGUAGGGUUUGCUUCAAGCUUUGAAUUUGAAGCAGCCACCAACAAUGAAGAUGAAUAAGGAAGCAGACGCGGGUGGACCCAAAAACCCAGAAAUGGAUAUGGAUCAAGACCUGAAAGUAGCGGAGAAGAAAGCCGUUGGACCCUCCUCAACUUCAGCUUAUCUUGAUCCUCACUACUGGGAUGAGAGGUUCUCUACUGAGGAACACUAUGAGUGGCUUAAAGAUUACUCUCAUUUUCGCCACCUCGUUCAAGCUCAUGUCAAACUUGGUUCCUCUGUAUUGGAGCUGGGCUGUGGAAAUUCUCAGUUGAGUGAUGAACUGUACAAAGAUGGGAUUACUGAUAUAACAUGCAUCGAUCUGUCGGCUGUUGCGGUUAAGAAGAUGCAGGAACGUUUACGGCUGAAAGGAUAUAAAGAAAUAAAGGUUUUGGAGGCUGACAUGCUAGAGCUGCCCUUCAAUGAAGGGUGUUUUGAUGUGGUUAUUGAGAAAGGAACAAUGGAAGUGUUGUUUGUAAACAGUGGUGAUCCAUGGAAUCCACGACCUGAAACAGUGACCAAGGUCAUGGCUAUGCUUGAAGGUGUUCAUAGAGUUCUGAAGCCAGAUGGGAUAUUCAUCUCCAUUUCUUUUGGCCAGCCUCACUUCAGACGGCCUUUCUUCAAUGCUCCGAGGUUUACCUGGUCAUUUGAACAUUUCACCUUUGGUGAUGGAUUUCACUAUUUUUUCUAUAUCUUGAGGAAGGGAAAGAGAUCAUCAAAUUGUGAAGAAUCUUGUGAGAAAUGCGAGACGCCGGCUAUUAAUCUGUUUCAUGAAGAAUUGGAGAGUGAGGAUUACAUAUUUCGAACCAACAUUGAUGAAAUGGAUUGUUGAAACGCCAUUUUAGCUUCCAUGUUGUAAUCUUGAGUUCAUCCCAUUUCUUAUGUAAUUCAAGCCAUAUAAUCAAUUGGGUUGUUUGAAUUGAUUCAAA
This is a messenger RNA of Mangifera indica (mango), 998 nucleotides long. Its product is annotated as EEF1A lysine methyltransferase 4. The record is from RefSeq and is a predicted model, not a curated record. Bases 80 to 901 code for a protein of 273 amino acids. The transcript is spliced from 7 exons. Lineage: Eukaryota; Viridiplantae; Streptophyta; Magnoliopsida; Sapindales; Anacardiaceae.